Messenger RNA from Planococcus citri (citrus mealybug), 3470 nucleotides. RefSeq names its product neuropeptide SIFamide receptor-like. Gene Ontology annotation, cellular component: plasma membrane. NCBI's taxonomy places the organism in Eukaryota, Metazoa, Arthropoda, Insecta, Hemiptera, Pseudococcidae. The record is from RefSeq and is a predicted model, not a curated record. The transcript is spliced from 7 exons. Bases 173 to 1633 code for a protein of 486 amino acids. Gene Ontology annotation, molecular function: peptide binding; neuropeptide Y receptor activity. Gene Ontology annotation, biological process: G protein-coupled receptor signaling pathway; cellular response to hormone stimulus.
UGUAGUUGACGGCAUUCUUUCGCGUUGUUUUCUUUUCAACCGUCGUUUCUCGUUCAUUUAUAUUUACUCGAUGUACGCGUUCGUUUAGUGUGUUACAAUGGCGGUUGCAUUUUCAUCAAAUAUAUUACCAAUAACGUAAUUCAAUUCGAAUACAUUGGCGAGCUUUAAAAAAAUGAAGUCACGGCGACGAAUUCGAUCUUCUUCGAUCAUGACCAGAAUUUUCUUCAUAUACCUAAUCAUGUUUCCACAAGUGAAAAACGAGAGACAAAGAAAAAUCAUACCGUGUACUUCUAUGACGACUUGCGACGAAUGUAUUCAUAGAACGGAUUGUGUAUGGUAUUUGAAAGAGAAUACCAGAGGAAAAUGUCUGCCACCAGAUAACUUCACGGAUAUACGGGUCACUGAAAUAUCAGCAAUCGGCAAAAUCUGCUUGACCAAAAAUUUUUUCUACUUGCGAAAUUUAGAAUCUAACAAAACCUGCGAAGAAUUAAAUGCGGAAGAUGGUUUCAAGAUGAGAGAUUACCUAAGUAUUGGGGUUUACAUAGUAAUAUUUGUCUUCGGACUUUUAGGGAAUACAGCAGUGAUAUACGUGGUAUUUACAUAUCGUAGGAUGAAAACUCCAACCAACGUACUGAUAGCAAAUUUAGCAUGUGCAGAUUUGCUGGUGAUCAUAUUCUGUCUACCCGUACAAUUGUAUAAUACUUUAUACUUGGAAUGGAAAUUCGGAGAUCUACUGUGCAGUCUUGUGCCAUACAUGCAAGGUGUUUCGGUUUGUGCUUCUAUAUUCAUCUUGAUGGCCAUUUCCGUUGAAAGAUGUUUGACUAUCUGUUAUCCGAUGACUCGUCAUGGCAGAAAUACCAUCCCUACCUGUGUCAUAAUCACCAUAUGGAUUUUUCCAUUCUUGAUACCGAUGCCUUGGCUGUUCUACUUCAAAGUUCAGCCAUGGGAGAAGGAUGAAAGAAUUGAUGUGUGUUUGGAAUCAUGGCCAAAUGUCGAUAUCGGAAACGUAUACUUUGUAGCAGCAAAUAUCCUUCUGUGCUACAUUCUGCCUCUAAUUGUUAUAUCAGUAUGUUUUUAUUGCAUUUGGAGACGGGUAAGCACACGUGUUUUACCGGGAGAGAACACAGUUCAAAGUAACGCAGUAAUUAAUCGAUCAAAGAUCAAAGUAACCAAAAUGAUGUUAAUUGUCACCAUUCUGUUCACCGGAUCUUGGUUGCCUCUUUAUCUUAUUUUCGCAAUGAUUAAAUUCGGCAACCCUUCGGAUAUUCUGGAAGCCCUUGUACCGUACGCUCAAUGGCUCGGUGUAUCCAAUUCUUGCGUUAACCCAAUUUUAUACACGUUCUAUAAUAAAAAUUUCCGAACCUCUUUCAAAGCUAUAUUCAUGGGUGAAAAAUGGUGCCCAUUUGGUCAAAGAUAUUCGAGCUCUUCGUCGAGUCGAACCGGCGUUCCUAUUUUGGCAAGUCAAAAAUUUUCUCAAAGUAAAUCGUCGAAUACACAAGGAGGCAUUGUUACUGUCAUAUCGGAAAAAUCCAACCAUAAUUUGACCAGGACUAUGUCCACUCAAGUUUCCGUGAAUAGUUGUGUUUUAUUGAAAGCCCAAUUACUUCGAGGACAUAGCUUGGAUUAUGCGUGAAAUCAUAAGAAAACUGCAAUAAAAUGCACAGGAUCUAUCUUUUGAUUUCUUUUGUCGAUUAAAAUGGCGACAGAUUCGGAACACGCCGAGUCGUUUAUUUAUGUGUUUGAUCGUUUUUAUUGUUGAUGUUUAAAAUCAUAGAUGUUUCAAAUGGUCCUAUGGAUUCAUUGAUUAUUAGAAAUUUAUCAAUAAUCGUCGAUGUUUUAUUUUAAAAUACGAGAAUAAAAAUCAAUGUGCGUUUUGAUGGAAGAAUUUACGAAAAUCACAUUUUUCUCUUUGUAUGCAAUGUUAUGAAAACAUUUUUCCUCCAGUUUUAGAAAAAUCAAUUUCAUCUUUAAUUAACGUAGGUUCGAAAGUAUCUCACCCAGGUGAAUAUUUCGAUUUCAAUACUAGGUAAAUAUCUAUUAUCAAGGUAAACGAAUUCAUUAAAUUUUUGUUUGGUCGAGUUCCAGAAGAAAUGAAUUUUUAAAUUUUCUUCUUGUAUUUGAGGCAACCUACGGAAAAAAAGUGAAAAAAUGAUCUUCACAAGACCCGCAAGAAAUUUAAACUUUUCAAGUCAAUAUUCAACCCUUGUAGCUCCAGCUCAAAGUUUCAAAAUUUCUCAAAAAAUGGAUUAAACGUGGAUGUUUUUAAGCGAAAAUGUCUCGAUUCAUUUCAUUUUCAUCUUCAUAUUUCUCGAACAUGUCGUCAUAUAAGUCACACUCAACAUUUGUUUAAAUUUUGGAAAUGUCGAGAAAAAUGUUUUUGAAACAACUUACGUCAAUCUCACUGUAAAAAUUGAAGGCAAUGGCAUCUAAGAAUUUUUCUUGUACAUAUCAUAAGAGGAAGAGUGAGAUGAAAAGUGGGAAUUUUUCGAUAUUUUUAUUGAUGCCAAUUUUUCAAGUGAGAGAGGGAAUGGAGAUGAAUAAGAUUUUAAAAGCAUUUUUUCAAAGUUCGUCAGACUUGAUAUCAAAUAGGUACCUAUGUAUACUUAAUCUAUGAACUUCAAUGUAAGUAGAAAAAAAUUGAAUUAUUUUCCCUGAGAUUUUCAAAAGUCUGAUACAAUGUCAAAAAUUUAUCGGAAUUUUUUUUAAGUGUAACACUAUUAAGAUAUUAGACAAUUGGACGAUUUUCUCAUUUUUUUUAAAAUCUGACAUCUCACAAAAAAAUCUGUUACCGCUUGAAACUGACGAUGAAAAGUGUAGAAUGUAGAUGCCACCUAAUUCAGUAAUUCAUUUUCCAUUUUUAGCAAACUUAUCUAUAACAAUAAAUUAUUGAUUGAUAUUUACCUCAUGAGAUACUGUCACACACCUACAUCAAUUCUUAAUUGAAUGAUAACCAUGAGAAGGAUCAGACAUGUUCGGAUCUUUAUCCGUUAUAAUUAUUUUGUUCCCAAUCGACAAUCUGCCGUAAUUUCAACAACUUUGGGUUCUUUUCUUAUAAAUAUACAUAGAUACCUAUUACUCGUACCAAUCUAAGUAUUGUGAAUUCAUAUUCUACCGAUAUGAUACCUACAUAAUUUAAUUUGUUUCUAAUCAAUCGAAACUGAUAAUUUAUGGAAGUUACGUGACAGUUUAUGUCAUUACCUAUCUACACUAUCAUUUGAAGUUUAUUUACCUUAAACUGUCUGAUAUCUAAUUUACUACUGUAUAAAUUUCUGAGGAAUACAGAAUAAAUAGGUAAGCGUGAAUAUUGACAAUAUUUAUAGCUGUGUCUAUCUUUGUUAAAGUGAUGGAACGUUUCGUGAUGUGACUUCGAUAUUUAUAAGGGUGAAAUUUUAACUCGAUAAGUUUUAUGUUGAUGUGUAACUUACUAUAUUUCUCUGUUCAAAAUAAAUGUGUCGAAUGUUUGUAAAUAA